Caenorhabditis auriculariae is the source of this 892-nucleotide messenger RNA. The record is from the annotation of a GenBank genome assembly. Lineage: Eukaryota; Metazoa; Nematoda; Chromadorea; Rhabditida; Rhabditidae.
AUGAAGGCGACUGCUGGCCGAGCAGAUAUGGCACUGUGCCAGUGGAGCCGCGCCGCCGCCGACCCCGCCCACCGCUAUGAUUGGCUCUGGCGACCAGCCAAGUCCCUCCCGAGGUGACAAGAAUCUCAUGGUAGAUGUGCUAAGUUGAGAGUUGCGUCAUGUUGAGUAAAGUGCCGAGCGUCAUUAGCACACUCGAUAUGUAAAAAUUGUGGCGUCUCUAAUCUCUAUUGUAAUCCUCGAGCGUCCUCAAACGGUUCUCAUACCUUGGAACAGUGUAGAGUUUGAAAGGAGUUAACCGUAGAUAAAUAUGGAAAAUAUACAGGAACUACCGAUAUGUCGCAGUGAACUGUUUUUUUAAAGAAAAUUUAUUCGGAUAGAAUGGAAUGGAAAAUGAGAACAUUUUGAAUUCUAACAAGAGGAUCAUUCUACUCCGGGUUAUAAGAUUUUUCAAUGUAUUCAGAAUACUUGUUGAUGAAUGAGGAUUUUGAAAGUCUCGACCGGAAAAACUUCCUGGUUUUCAAUUGCUCAAAGUACCAAGGAAACCGUCAAGAUAACGUAGUCUGAGAGUCUAGAGUCUCCAUUUUGCCCACUUUUAAAAAAACUACCAGAAGCUUAGUAGAACGACCUUCCUUGUUAGACAUUUUAGCCCCAGAAAGAAGAAGUAUUAUGUUUGUUACGAAACACUUCGGGAAAAAAAAAGUUCGAUGCUUUUUUCAGUCUUUCUUGGACCAAACGUGGAUUAUCUCAUCGAGCUUCCUCGGAGGACCUCAAUUGCAACUGUCUUAAAACUGUUCAAGAAUCGAAGGUGUUGCCGAGACGAAAGAGACGUCUCGAGAAGCCGGCAAACAUUCGGUUUGUCUCAUCUUUAGCCUUGCCUCGAGCACCCGUCUAA